CUUUGCCUACCGUCGACCUUGCCGCAAUGGCAUCGGCUCAGGCUUAAGACGAAGACAUACAGCGCACUCUGCAGUCCACUUCGCUGCAUGUGCAACCUGUUCCUAUCCAAACCACGGAAGGAACCAUUCUUUGUGACACUUCCACAGGUUGUCCUAGACCUCUCGUGCCCGUCUCCUUCAGACGCACAGUCUUUGACGCGCUGCACUCACUAUCACAUCCCGGUAUCCGUGCAUCUUUAAAACUGGUCACCGAACGUUUCGUUUGGCCACACGUAAACAAAGAUGUUCGUACCUGGGCUCGCGCCUGCCUUCAAUGCCAGCGCUCUAAAGUACAUCGUCACACCCGCAGUCCUCUUGGUUCAUUUCCUGCCCCGGGCUCUCGGUUCUCGCAUGUACACUUAGACCUGGUAGGCCCAUUGCCUCCGUCACGCGGAUUUGUAUACAUUCUUACAUGUGUCGACCGCUUCACCAGGUGGCCAGAAGCCAUUCCGGUAACAGACUGCACAGCUGAGACUGUUAUCCGGGCCUUCUUGAACCGGUGGGUCUCGCACUACGGAUGCCCAUCCACCAUGACAACCGACCGAGGAACGCCUUUCGAAUCUUCACAAUUCGAUACGUUCUGCAACUUUUUAGGUUGUCGCCGCAUUCAUACCACAGCGUAUCACCCAGCAGCCAACGGGUUAGUUGAACGCUUCCAUAGACAGCUUAAAGCCUCGCUCUGCGCCUCCUCCGACCCUAGCUGGAGCGAAAACAUUUCGCUCGUUCUCUUAGGCAUUCGCAGCAGCAUCAAAGCUGACUUGCAAUGUGCACCAGCAGAGCUGGUUUACGGAACGACGCUCAAGUUACCAGGAGAAUUCGUUUCACCUCCCGCAUCGUCGGGUAUGCCUCCGCUUAACUUUGCGUCCUCCCUAGCUCAACGCAUGCGUUCACUACGCCCGACCCCGCCGCGUGAACAGACUAGAGAUGUGCAAAUGCACAGCGGACUCUCUACCUGCACUCACGUCUUCCUCCGCACCGACGCAGUGCGGCGCCCUCCCCAGCCUCCCUACACUGGCCCUUUCAGAGUUCUGCAACGGACUCCGAAACAUUUUACUAUAAACACAAUGGUCACCGAACAACGGUGUCCAUCGACCGCCUCAAAGUGGCAUUCUUUGACGAGCCAUUUGCAGCCCAUCCUGAUGCUCUCGCACAAGCACCCGCACCUGUGGUGACUUCCCGAGCACUGGAUAACCCGGAACCCUCCGUACCCCUUGACCCGCAACCUAUCCUGCCUCAACCCCAGGCAACCGACCGACGCGGUAGACAGGUCAAACGUCCGGUCCGUGUUUCAGAUUUUGUAAGCGUUUGCUAUUUCCAUUAACACGUCUUUCUCGUCUUUAAUGGUUAUCCUGCGUCUCAUCCACUAACAUUUUGCAAAAUCGACAAAAAAUAC
Molecule: messenger RNA, 1432 nt
Organism: Dicrocoelium dendriticum
Lineage: Eukaryota; Metazoa; Platyhelminthes; Trematoda; Plagiorchiida; Dicrocoeliidae
Source: the annotation of a GenBank genome assembly